Messenger RNA from Pomacea canaliculata, 4472 nucleotides. RefSeq names its product protein unc-93 homolog A-like. The record is from RefSeq and is a predicted model, not a curated record. The transcript has 6 exons. Bases 129 to 2075 code for a protein of 648 amino acids. Lineage: Eukaryota; Metazoa; Mollusca; Gastropoda; Architaenioglossa; Ampullariidae.
GCUGGCGGCCAUUUUGUCAUAUAAGACCGUCCUGUGUACCUUCAGCGAUUCGUAUUUCGAAUUUAUACGUCUGACUUGAGAUUGAUAGUGCUGUUCGGUGUAGUAAGAAAAUACUACCGUUUGCUUAUAUGCAGGCUUACCGCUUCGUAUAUUUUGCUUCAGGCUUUUAUACAACACAGUGUCUUGUCUGGAUCACAGAAAAAAUGAGUGGUAGUACACUGUCACCAUGGGAUUUCAGUGGUCUGGGAAUGGGUUUUGGACUAUAUCGACCUCGACGGCCAAGUUACACAUACGCCACUCAGCAACGACGGCAAAGAAGCGAAAGUUACCGCUAUGCUACACAUCGAGAAGCAGAGAGUGUGGAUGCGGCACCACAGGAAGACUACAUUGACAAUGUGUUGAGCAAGAUGCACUCAGAUGGCCAUGGUAAGGCAGCAGCUAGGGAACCGCAUCAUGAAAACUGCCUUGAAAUGAACCACUUGUCAGAUAAGCAUUUACCAAGGGGAGGAGAAAGUAGCGGACAUGAUGCACUAUGUGAAAGUCAGAACCAUAUUAAUCAAAAAUUUGCUGCACAACAAGGUCAGAGGUCAUCAGUAGGGCAUCCAGAUUCUCUGGAAACAAAUGAAAUGGCAGUUACAGAGUUCAGAGUAGCCGUCCCAGGCAGUGAGCAGGGUAGCAGUGUGCCCUCAGUAGCAGUAUGUGGUUUCAAGAAAAAUUUGAUUGUUCUGUGCAUCAGUUUCAUUCUUAUCUUUUCAUCUUUCCGAGGAGUUCAGAAUCUCCAGUCCUCGCUCAAUGCACAAGAUCAGCUGGGUAUUAUCUCAAUGAGCUGUUUACAUGGGACGAUGGUACUUACUUGCCUCCUUGCUCCAUUCUGGACUAACAUCUUCACAGCUAAAUGGACGCUUGUGCUUGGCUCUCUCUGCUUUUUAUUGUGGUUUGGUGCCAACUUUUACCCAGCGUUUUAUACCUUGCUGCCAGCCUCCAUGGUGGCAGGCUUUGGCCAUGGUUUAUUGUGGACAGCAGAGACUUCAUACCUCAUCAAGUUGGCUUUUGACUCAGCUCGCCUGACUAAGGAUCAUCUAGACCAAGAAAUGUUUCGUUUCCAUGCUGUUUUUCUAGCUUGUUUCCAGACGACUCACAUUUGGGGAAAUCUCAUCUCAUCAUUUUUACUGGGCCAGAGAUCUCAAGCAAUCCAAGAAAAACUGCUUUUGAGCUUUCAGUUGUUGACCCCAACAUCACAGAGGAUACUUUUCCAGCACCAGUAUCACAGUGUGGGGUGCUUUAUCAAUGUCGCUCUCAAUAUAACAUUCCAGUAUUUCCUUGGAAGACAGUAUGAUCGUGCUGACCUGUGGCCAGUUCUGUGGAAGUUGAUGUGUGCAUACCUGUUGCUGGCCUUCCUGGGCUUCUGUCUGGUGCUGCUCCUCCUUGACCAUAUUGGUGCUCGUGCAGAUCCGGAUAGCAGUGGAUUACAGAUGAUGAAGCAGCAUGUGCUACAGCUGGUCCAGCACAGGACUUACCGUCUCCUAAUCCCCUUGCUUAUCUUCAGCGGACUACAGCAAGGCUUCAUGUACACAGACUACAAUCUGUACUAUGUGACAUGUAGCCUUGGGGUGGACUACAUUGGGUAUUGCAUGAUCACAUUGGGAGCAUCCAAUGUGGUUGGAGCUAUGGUGGUAGCACUGGUGUCACAUCGACUGCCUCGCGAGGUGGUGCUGGGGUUUGGUGUCAUUAUGCACAUUGCACUCAUGAUAGGCUUUCUCAUCUGGAUCCCUGACAAACGUCCCAUGCUUUUCUUCGUGCUUGCAGCAGCCUGGGGUGUUUGUGAUUCUGUUUGGCAAACACAGUGUAACACUUUGCUUUGCCUGACAUGCACAGAGGCUCCGGAGGUUGCCUUUGCUAAUUCACGGAUGUUGCAGAGUCUGGGCCUUACGCUGGCCUUUAGCAUGGGGACCUAUAUGUGUGUGGCUGGCAAGCUGUACCUACUUAUGACUGUUCUUGUUCUAUCCAUCAUGUUCUAUGUACUGGCUGAGUACCGCCUGCGUCACAACGAUGAUGAUGUUUUUGAAGAUCCUUGAUGGUGCAUUAAGUUUGCAUGAAUCUUUGUGACUUUGAUGGAAGUGCUAGGGGCAAAUAUUGUUUGGUUUUUGAUUGACAGAUAUGAUGGUGAUUUUGACAAGUUUGCAGAUUGGAAGUACUGCUUGUAAUGCAGUUUUAUAUACACCCACAUACACACAUUUAGAUAAUCUUGUUUGAAGUUGGGGAGUGGGGGGAGGGUAUUUUUUUUCUAUUUAAGGGAGCUGAUUUCAUUAGUUCUUGCAAGUAAAGAGAGUUGCUUUGGGAGCAACUGUGGUAAGCCAUUUGUUUUCCAAAUUAUUGUUAAAAAUUAUGACAGUAUGAUCGGAGCUUGAUGUUGUCAGCGAUAAUCAUGAGUGUUGUCUGUGCAUGUCUGCUCACCCUGAACCCAGGAGCAUUGUGAUGAUGUGAGGUACUCGUAUGUUUGGUCAGUUGUUAACACUUUUUACACUGAAUCUUUGCACCUCGAUUAGUAGGUAAUGUUGUUAUGGUAAUGUAGAGAAUUUCAGGUGUCACAUUUUCUGAAGCAGCAUUUAAAACGCCAUGAAGUCAUGGAUUAAAGGUUUUUUAAUUGUUAACACAGAACAUUUUCUGUUUAAUGCCAAGUCAUGGUGCACAGUUUUUGCUUAAUAGAUUAAGUGGAUACCAUGGAAAUGGAAUAGUUGGCAGCGGAUUUUAUUUCUUAUUCUGCUCAUAUCUAUGUACUAGUUGAUUCAUCAUACCAUCGUGUUGAACUAAAGACCACUUUGGAUAUUUAUAUAUACUCUUAACUACUAACAGUUAAUAGUCCUCUCAUUUUUGCUUUGUAUAUAGUUUAUUUUUUAUCUAUUGCUACUAUAGUCUGUUGUAUAGUUCUGACUUCAGCAUUUACUUGGGGAUAUUGAUGUGGUUUUGGUCAAUCUUCAUGUUUAAAAGUUUUUCUAAAAAGUAAAUAAAUUUCCUGCAUGUUUGGAAACCAAUCUUCAAAAUAACUUUUUUCCCCCUUUUAUUUAAGGUUUGGGGGCAGGGGAAGGAAUCGCCUUAAAGGGUGACAACUAUUUCCCAUGGCAUGCUGUCUCAAACAUAUGCAUGUGUACACACGCACACACACAUUCUGUUUCCACCUGUCUUUACAGAGGUAUGAUGGGUAUGAAUAAUCUAAGAUCAUAACAGGUGUGUUUUGUAAGUUUCAGAGUGGUUUGUGCCUUUCUUCAUCAGGUGAACACCUCCAUGUUUGCAAAUCUUUGCUUAAUACAUUGUAUUUGAGGAAGUGCAUAUCUUUUGAGGAUGGCAUGAAAGCCGCCUCAAUAAUAGUAUUUUCAACUUUAAAGGAAUGUUUCCUUCAGCUUGUGUUUAAGCAAAGAAGUUGGUUUGAUGUACUGGGAACUGUUUCAGUUGCCAGUGCUGAAUGUAUCUCUUGGAUUUGUUAGAAAUGAAAUUUGUCCUUAUUUGGUUGGAUGUGAAUGUUAAAGUCCACAUCACAAUGGUUAGUGUGCAAGCAGUAGGCUGCUGAUUUCUCGUGUUUAAGAUCUUUGGCAUGGGCCAUACUUUUAAAGUCAGCAGGCUUCCAUGGUCAGUGAAUAAACAGCAAAACUAGCUACACAUGCAGCUGGUUCAUGGGCUUCUAGUGAGAAAACUAUUCAUGCUGCAAACAUGAUCACUGGCAUGCUGUUUGCAGUUGCAUUUUGGUCUUCAUAGUUGAUUUUAGAGACUGGCAUGGAGUCAACUUUUUUCUUGUCCCAGCAUGUCUGAUAGCAUCAUUGCUUUGGAUUAUGCAGAGCCAGGCAUGUGCCUAUUUCAGAUGAUGUAGGACUGCAAGAUGUUGCCAGAUUUUCCACCAUGUUUCACCCUCCCUCAUUUUCCACUUUUGUUAUGAGUCCCCUCAUGGUAUCCAUGUAGUAACGACAUAUAGAAUGUCCCUAACAAGCAUCUGCCCAAAUUGGGCUUCAAGUCUGGGCUUAUCUGCAAGGGGUAUAUGGUAUAUAAAAUUUGAAAUUGACAUUUUCAUGUAUAGGACGUUAAAGUAAAUGUCAUGCAGCCCAGCUCUGUAUCCGGAGACAGGAAAACUAUGUACUAUAUAGCCUUCACUUAAUGCUUGAGUAAUUAUCACGUAGAGUCAAGGUUAGAGAUCAAUGGCUUUUUACAUAGCUUUAAGUGGUGUUUGAACUUUGCUGCUGUCUCAUUAUCUCCAGUCACUUAUCUUGCUACAACUGCAAAUUACACAUUUAAUUUUACACUUACUGUCAGUACUUCAUCUACAUAUGGUAAUGUUUGGAAAUGAUAAUGUGCAAUGUGUUGUACAGCAUGGUGGUCUGGCAUACAAGAAAUGGCUUGUGUCUUUGGUGAAAUUUCUUAAUGCAUAUCAUGCAUGUAAUAUGCUGAAACCAACAUGUUGAAUUAAAUAGUUCUGUUUCACCAAA